This is a messenger RNA of Daphnia pulicaria, 1677 nucleotides long. RefSeq lists its product as uncharacterized. The transcript has 5 exons. The record is from RefSeq and is a predicted model, not a curated record. NCBI's taxonomy places the organism in Eukaryota, Metazoa, Arthropoda, Branchiopoda, Diplostraca, Daphniidae. Gene Ontology annotation, cellular component: SCF ubiquitin ligase complex. The coding region runs from base 1 to 1677 and encodes 558 amino acids. Gene Ontology annotation, biological process: SCF-dependent proteasomal ubiquitin-dependent protein catabolic process.
AUGCCUCAGCCGAAAUGGUACGGAAAAUCUCUUUCGGCAUUGUGCAUGGACAAUAUCGUCGAUAACAUGGGAAAACCGAUGGCAUCGCGUAGUUCGGAGUACGUUUCAUAUAAUUUUGAUCAUCUGCCUUCACAUUGUCUUAAGUACAUGACUGAAUGUCUCAAGAAAGACUACUCGAUAACAGAGGACAACUAUGAUUUACUUUUAAGCCCACACUUGAAAGUUCUGGAUUUAAGACCUGAUUUAAUUUCAAAACUUCAAUUCAAUUCACUUGAAGAUGGCAUGAAGCAUGGACGUAAUAAUGCAGAAAAAAAUCUUCGCAUCUUUCGUCUGGCAUCUGACAGAUGUUUGCAACUCACUACACUGAAGAUUCCGGAUAGACCUCUUCUUUUUUUCGAAGGAGAGAGAAAUUUUGAAGUAGAUGAGAUGUUUGCUUGUGUUUUGCAGCGUUUUGAACACUUGCAAAUUCUUGAUUUAUCUCACACAAUUUAUGGUGAAAGAAGCAUGCUCAAACUUGGAUCAACCAAUAAACCAAAAAUAAGGGAGUUGCUGGUUGACGGCUGCCCUGGUGUGACCGAUACAGUAGUUGAAGUGUUCUGCACAGGUCAAAGUUCCCUUUAUAGACUGUCAAUUCUAAACACGUCAGUGACUCCUAUCGGAAUUCAAUUUGCUAUCCAACAUUUGCCAGAGCUGAAAGAACUAAAUUGCGACAAUCAGUCUGAUGUCUACAAAGCUUUUCGUAGAAUUCGUAAAGAACCCAGAGAAUCAAAAAAAUAUUCCUUGAUUAAGUUGUUUAUGGAGAACGUUGUAACAAAAAAACCCAAUGGAAUUGUUUUUUCUCGACUAGUCCCCUAUAAAAAGGGCAGCGUUUCUCUGAUGGUUGACAUGUGCCCGUUGGUCGUCGAUGUUUUAUUGCGUGUUAACAACGAAGGAUUUACGAAUGAGGAGUUAUUAGGUUUUCGAGAACUUAAACUACUAAAAAUUCUCAAAAUUUGGAUGGACCGAUCCACGAUGUCACCGGUCUCUAUUCGUGGCGGAGUAAUUCCUCUUCUACAAUCUCGUGGCCCUAAACUUGAAGAGUUAUCUUUAUGGAUGGAAGUAACGAGUGAAGAAGUAUAUGUCAUUAUCGAGUGCUGCCCGAAUGUUCGCCGUUUGCUUCUUGUUAUAACAAGUACCGAUCUGGAAACUCCCGAACUGGUGGUAGAUGAUCGCGUCCACUCUUCUCUUUGUUCCCCAAAAGAAGUAAUUCCGUUAAGGAUGCUGGAAGCCAUCUCUCUGAACUCUAACAUUAAUCCCAACGCUAUCUUCGUUAUUUCACGCAAAUUGUUGUUAUUGCUUUUGUCUUCCCCUUCUCUUACAGAUAUUUCCAUAGACAAGUGUUUUACUCUUGAUGACCAGAUCAUUGAGGAACUUUGCUCUGAAAACAGUUUCAAGUAUUUGACCAAGUUAACGUUUCUCGGUUGUUCUAAUGUGAGCCAGAAAGGCAUCGAUUUUUUCCUGAAUGAAACGAAUCCUUUGGACGAAAUUACUGUAAAAAAAUGUGGAAAUGUGAACCUUGAGAAUAUGAAAACCAUGGCUCAAGAGAAGCAUUGGGAUGUCAAGUGGAAUGUUGAGUACUUUAGAAGAGACUACCGAGACUACUACUUGGUGAGACAAAUGCAAUCCAAUGUUUUCUAA